ACGGUGUGUAAGCGGUUUGUUGACAUUGUGCCUGGAUGUAUUCUCUCGUGAUUCUGCUGUCAUUGCUUACAAAUUAAUAUCUAACCCGACGCGAUAGGGAAAAGACGUGCAGUUUAUAUAUCAACCAUGUCAACAGCUAGUUUAUAGUGUUGUUGCAGUGUUGCGAGAGUGGAGUUGCACAUCUCUAGACCCAGACCGUAUUCGUAUCGAAAAUAAAUAACUCCGCUAUGAAAAACUCAGCGGCUCCAGCUCUGCCUGUUUCUAACGGAAUGCCGAGCGGUGGCUACCCACACGGCGCGAUGGUUGGGCCUGCAUCACCCCAGCCGGUUCAUGUACAGGGAGUUUCAACCCUGCAACGAAUUGCCAUCCAGCGAAAAAGUCUUCUGGAAGCCUACAUCUACUGUGUCUUGUUUGGAUUGUUUGGAGUUCAUCACUUCUACUUGAAGAGGAACUUUUUUGGAUGGAUGUACCUGUUCUCCCUGGGUCUGCUUGGUUUUGGGUGGCUCAUUGAUCUGAUCAGACUCCCCUGGCUAGUGGAGAAGGCUAACCGUGAAGAGGAAGAGAUUGUGCUGAAUGGUUACUGCCUGGCACGCCAGUACAACCAUCGGUUCAUGGACCUUAGAGAGAGGACGCUUUUCGAAGCUUACAUGAUGUGGUUUCCAAUGGGAUUAUUUGGAUGGCAUCAGUUUUAUUUGGGGCGUACAGGUUUUGGAGUGAUCUAUGUUUGCAGUGUGGGACUUGGUAGCAUUGGCUGGCUGACUGACAUUUUCAGGAUGCCGUCCCUGGUUCGGGAAGCCAACGACCGAAUCCGCAGGAUCCGGAACGGAGAAGUAGUGGAGAUAACCCAGGAAUGUGCCCUUGGAGAUGCCUAUCAGCUGGCUUUUCCGUUUGGAUUCCUAGGCCUGCAUCACUUCUACAUGGGUCGAUUCGGUCAGGGGUUGGCCUACCUGUGCACUGGUGGACUAGCUGGGGUGGGCUGGCUGGUCGACCUGAUGCGAAUGCCCUGCCUCGUCAGUCGCCACAACAAGGAGGUUCAGGAGAAUCGCACCUGGACGCGUCACCUCGACGACGCCUACAUCUAUGCUUUUCCUUUCGGCAUUCUUGGGUUCCAUCGAUUCUACCUGAGCGGUCCUGCCAUCGGGCUGUUAUACUUCUGCACGGCAGGCAUCUUCGUGUUCGGGUGGCUCAUUGACCUGGUUCGUAUGCCUUGCCUUGUCAAGGCGGCCAAUGAAAAGCAAAGGAUGCGUUGCGAGCUGUAUGGUGACCUCAUUGUUCCCAACAACGAACGUUUGUAUGUGUUCAUCCCGGGUCAACCUACAGGAGGUCAACCUCAAGGCCAGGUCCCGUUGCAUUAUGGGUCCACUGGCCAGCCAGGGAACCCCCAGCGACCGUAUCCAACCCAGCAAGGCGCGUCCUUCGUGCACUAUAAUCCCUAUAAUGGCCAAAACUUUCAGAUGCCGGUUGCCAGCAACCCCAUGCCAAGCACCUAUGUUGGCCCUCCGCCCAAUCCUCCACAGUAUGGGGAUGGAGUGCAGCCUUCCGAUCUCCCACCCCCUUACCAGGAGACCAGGGAUUUAUCCAGCAAUCCUCAGAGCUCAGCACCAUCUGUCCUGCCUACUGACAACAAAAUUGGAGAGUCAGAAGCCUAGAUGCAGCAAGACUUUGUCUCACCCAUUUUCUGACCCGAGACUGUUUGGGGGGGGGGGGGGGGUAUCCACCCUGAACGUAGAACUUUUCAUCCUGAUGUUCACAAAAUGUACCGUAUCGUGCUUACAUGUAUUGUAUGUGAGUUAUAUGCCUAUCAUUGUACUAAUACUUUUGAUACAUCAUGAGUCCAUGUCAAAUUGUUUUUUAAAUGGCUGCCAUUGGACUCGGGAAAUCACAUACCAGCUUUAAAUGGGCUUGAUGCAACAGACAAAGAGGCCUAAAUGAAGUCACUGUUUAAAAUUUAUCAUUUUUGGGGUUUAAACAAAAGGAGGCCGCCUCAAAAAAGCAAGUGGGCAGGGACGCCAAACUUUUUUUUUUUAAAUUUGGCCUUACUGCAGGUAUAAGUUUUUUUUAACAAAGGCAUUUGUGUAGUUUAUCUACAUUAACCCUCUUGGUUCAAUUUAACAUGAUCAUUGAUAAACUGGGAAGGAUUAAUGUUAGUUAUUGUAGUACCAGCAUCAUAAAGAGAAAAAGAUAAUAUUUUUUUCUUGCCACACAAAAGACUUUUAACUUUCAAGAUAAAGGUUUUUAAAAUUUUGGAGGCUCUGGAAGUACAUGUGCAUGUAGUAAAAAGUUCAAAAUUCAAAAUCGAAACUGGUUUUGAAAAGUUGUGAAUAGCAUCAGAGUAGACAGCCUCUGGACUAUGGGAAAUGAGUAAUCUGACAUCAGCAAAGUGAAAUAAACUUUUGUAAAUACUUAAACUUAAUCACAAUGAAUUGUAAUCUUGUUUAUUCUUGUAAAAUAUGGGUGCAAUGAUAUGUCUUUCUUUGAUCUGAUUUUUUUAUAGUAUAAUUUUAUGUAUUUUCUGUUUUAUCAUUAAUUUUCAAAUUAGUGUACUUAAAUUUACAUCAAAUGUAUGUGUUUUUAAUAAUGCUUGUGCAUAAUUAAUUAUAGAAAUGUGAAAGUGAAAAUAUUUCGGUUGCAUUCUUAAUUUCAAGCACUAUUUUAUAAAAUGUAUAUGAAGAAUAAGUGCGGGUAGAUGUAUUUUUGCUUCAAUUAUGGUGUUUUUAGUUGAUUUGUUACUUGGGUAUUCACUACGUACUGAUUGCUUGUACAUUACUUAAAUAUAUAUCUAGUUUUAAGAAAAUUAGGAAGAAUUGUUAGCAAGUAAGAUAGUUGACAUGACUGUACAAUUUUAUCUUGCUAUAUUAUAGAUAUCCAAGUCUCAACUCCAUAUUUUGUUUGUAGAGACAAAAUUCGAAUUGUUUCAUUAUAAUUCCACUUUUUUUCAAAGUCUUGAUGAUUGGAUUGAUAAGUAUUGAACUUUCAUUGUAAAACCCUGAGGUAUUGUGGUUUUUGGAAAAUGCUUUUCACAACCAACUCUGACAGACUAUUAUUAUGGAUGGUUAUAAUGACAUGUAUUUGUAUUAUAAUAUUUAUCUAACUCAAGGUCAGUUAAUUCGAAACUUACCAAAUUCAUAUUGUUAUUUUAAUAUCCUGUAUUGUUACUGUGAAUGCUUAAUAGAAAAUACAU
Messenger RNA from Patiria miniata (bat star), 3181 nucleotides. RefSeq lists its product as uncharacterized. The coding region runs from base 228 to 1649 and encodes 473 amino acids. The transcript is spliced from 3 exons. Lineage: Eukaryota; Metazoa; Echinodermata; Asteroidea; Valvatida; Asterinidae. The record is from RefSeq and is a predicted model, not a curated record.